This is a messenger RNA of Fusarium musae, 1335 nucleotides long. RefSeq lists its product as uncharacterized. The record is from RefSeq and is a predicted model, not a curated record. Bases 1 to 1335 code for a protein of 444 amino acids. Lineage: Eukaryota; Fungi; Ascomycota; Sordariomycetes; Hypocreales; Nectriaceae. The transcript is spliced from 3 exons.
AUGGCAGAGGCUGCGGGCACCGUCAUCGGGAUAAUAUCCUUUGGCCUUCAGUUGUACACCGGGUUGUCAGAAUACCUCGAUGCCGUCAAGGGACGAGAGGAAGACCUCGUGCAGGCCAAAAAUAACGCAAGGACACUGCAAUGCUCCUUGAAGGCAAUCGAAGAUACAAUGAGUCAAGUCAACGGCAAUGCAAUGGCCCAAGACGCUGUAGAGAAGUGUAAGAGCUCAUGUGAAUCUGAGCUCAAGGCCUUGCACGAACUUCUUAACAACUUGCAGGGAAAGCCUAUUAACUCUUCAGACUCUGUUAGUAAAGCAAGGAGCUCAAUGCAAAAAUGGAGCUAUCCCUUCAAGAAGAAGAACAUCGCCAGGCUUGAGGAACGGCUAAAGUCGGCAAACAAUGCCCUCAAAACUGCCUUAUCGGCUUUGCAACUGGCCAUUUUGAACGACCAGAGCACAGCUAUCCUUUCAUUACAGCAGACAAUGGAGACUAUUCUAGUCCAAGCCGAAAGCGCCUCCAGAGCGACUCAGUUUCCUAACACAAAGAUUGAUGAGAUUCUUACCCAUCUGCGCAGUGCUGAGACUAUACAAACGCAAGUCACCCAGCUUGUGUCAUACCCCAAAGACCUGCAAAUACUUUGCGACGCCGUUUCAAAUGUCUCACUACGCUCAGAGCCGCGAUCUAUGCCGCUAAACCCACAUACAACAAGAUCUGUCACGGGCCAGAGAGGGAGAACCGACGAUUUAUGCAAUUGUGCCAAGCGUCAGGCUAUUCAGCGCAGCAGAACCCGCUUAGGCCUGAUGUACUUUGAGACAGAGCAUAAGAGGAUAACUCACCACGCCCCCGAAUGCCCAUUAUCACAAAUCGUCACAUCAACCGAGCAGAAGCGAAACGCGGUUGGUAUUUCUAUUCCCAAUAUAUUGAACAUCUUGACAAACGCUGUCGGUAUUUCACUCUCUCUCACAACUGGUGCAGGUGGCUUUAGUCUGGCUCAAAACAUCACGUGGAGUCCAACAGUGGACGAAAGUCUAUCCCCAGCCUUCAAGAUUGUCCGGGCUCUUUGUGAUCUAAAGACAUGGAGAGAGCCAAGCUUGGGUAAGAAGGAAUACGAGAUGAUCGCAAAGUCAUGUGUGCGGCGACUCCAUUUAUGCUAUGCCAACCGCCAAGCGUCUCCGGUCGACAUGAACAGCAACGGCGAAUCAGUGCUUGACGUCCUGGCGUCAGGGAUGAAGAGCGAUCUAAGCCUGGGGAACGAAGCCGCAGAUGAUGUCGCAUUUGUUUUUCGAUCCCUCGCUACUAUUGAGGUGCCUAUCACCUACGACCGAGAUGGAGAGUGA